Molecule: messenger RNA, 651 nt
Organism: Prunus mume (Japanese apricot)
Lineage: Eukaryota; Viridiplantae; Streptophyta; Magnoliopsida; Rosales; Rosaceae
Source: RefSeq, a predicted model, not a curated record
AGCUAAGUCUCUAGACCAAAGAAAAAUUAAGCACAAACACAAACAUGGCAAAAUCUAGAACUAGUAGUGCUUGCAAGAAGAAGAAUAGCAUUGUCAAGCUCAAAGUUGUAGUAGAAAAGCUACAAAGAAGUCUAUCUUUGGGAAGAUCAAAACCAUCAAAUUAUUCCGAUGACUCAACACGUGUGCCGGAAGAUGUGAAGGAGGGUCACUUUGCUGUAAUAGCUGUGGAUGGAGAUGAACCAAAGAGAUUUGUGGUGGCCUUGAGUUACUUAACACACCCAGCUUUCUUGAAGCUAUUGGAGCAAGCAGCUGAGGAGUAUGGUUUUGAUCAUGAAGGCGCACUCACCAUUCCUUGCCAGCCACGAGAGCUUGAGAAGAUAUUAGAUGAUGAUCGGCAAUGGCAGAAGGAAGAAAGAGGCUCCUCUAGUGAUGGGAACUGGGGUUCUUGUAAAGCUAUGGUGCAGAGCUAUUGAUCAUGAACAAAUUUAGUUUUUCAUAUAUAUUAUAUAUAUAUGUCUCUUUUCUGUACCUCUGCCAUCUUUUACAUGGUGUAUUAGAUUAAUUUGUUUUCAUUUCUCAAUAGUAAUUUGCCCACGAGCAGAGGCAGAAAUUUUUUGCCAUAUUUUUCAUGGUGUUGGACUUGUUCUCUCA